Messenger RNA from Panthera uncia (snow leopard), 1558 nucleotides. RefSeq names its product interleukin-36 gamma-like. NCBI's taxonomy places the organism in Eukaryota, Metazoa, Chordata, Mammalia, Carnivora, Felidae. The record is from RefSeq and is a predicted model, not a curated record. Gene Ontology annotation, biological process: cellular response to lipopolysaccharide; inflammatory response to antigenic stimulus; cytokine-mediated signaling pathway. The coding region runs from base 754 to 1257 and encodes 167 amino acids. Gene Ontology annotation, molecular function: cytokine activity. The transcript is spliced from 10 exons.
AGCAGUGAGGAAUUGAUUUAAACUCAACCGCCUCUUCUUCAGAAUCUUCCCAUUGGCUACCACCAUCACUACACUCUCCUUGAGGAGAGAGACAGAGCACGAACAGGGGAGGGUCAGAGAGAGAGGAAGACACAGAAUCCGAAGCAGGCUCCAGGCUCUGAGCUGUCAGCACAAAGGCCGACGCUGGGCUCGAACCCACAGACCACAAGAUCAUGACCUGAGCUGAAGUCGGACGCUCAACAGACUGAGCCACCCAGGCGCCCCAAGCCAUGAAUGCACUGCUACAUUUGCAUACACACUCCCAAACCGAUUCUUCAAAACGAGGACCAGACCUGGCCCCUCCACAUCAGAGAUCCUGAAGGGAGAAGACAAGCAGAGCUCCAGGAGCCACAGAGCGUGGGGACCCUUGCCGCAGGUUCCUGUUGAGUCAUUUCAUUGUGUUAAAUAUGUCAUUUUUGGAGGACUCAAGUGUGAAAAUGGAGUCUGAAGACCAGGAAGGAGACGAGUCCCAGUGCUGCUCAGAAGACUUGGACAGAAGCCCCCUGGAGCCAGACAUGAGCCUCACCUCACAAAGCUCUCCCUAUUCAAGUGGAAGGGAGACAUGGAACACAGGUGACUCCUAGAAGCUGGAAAAGGCAAGGCAACGAUUCUCCCCUAGAGCCUCCAGAGAGAGCAUGCCAACAUCUUGAUUUUGGCCCAGUGGGACCUGUUUUCCACCUCUGACCUCCAGAACUGUGUGGAGACAAUCCCAUUAUGACAUGCAUUCGAGGAGUCCCUUUCUGUGGAGAACCCUAUACAGCAGUGAAUAAACCUCAGACCGGGGAGGUCUCUGACUUGAAUCAGCAGGUGUGGAUCCUGCAGGAUCAGACCAUUGUGACAGUUCCACGGACUGACAGUGUGACUCCAGUCACUGUCACUGUUGUCCCGUGCAAGUAUCCAGAGUAUCUUGAGCAAGGCAGAGGGAUUCCCAUUUAUAUGGGAAUAGAGAAUCCAGAAAUGUGUCUGUCUUGUGAGGACAUAGGAGGGCAGCCCACAUUGCAACUGAAGGAGGAGGAGAUACUGGAUCUGUACAACGAAGUCGCACCCGUGGAGCCCUUCCUCUUCUACCACUCAAAAGAUGGCAGGACCUCCACCUUCGAGUCCGUGGCCUUCCCUGGCUGGUUCAUCGCCUCCUCUGAGAUCCGCCAUCCCCUCUUCCUCACUUCAGACCUGGGGGGAAAGAACAAUGUUAACUUCAAUUUAAGUAUCAAUCCUUGACCUCAGCCUGGAGGGGGCAGCUUGGUCAGAGGUCUUUGUUAAAUUUCCUAGUUCCCAGCAUGCUUUCAUUUAUAUUCUCUCCGUGUCAUUUCACGUCAGUGCUGAGAGGUGGGCAGGACCUUGUUAUCAUCACACUUUGUGAAUGACUUCAGGGCAGCCGAGGCAUAGAAUGUGAGCUCAGACACGGGGCGAGGGGUCAUGUAAAGUUCUCCUCUCAAGCUGAAGUUGUCCAUCCCACAGCCAUCUGUACGAGGAUGUCUGGACCCCAAGACAUGAGUGCCUUCUCAUGUGGGUGGAUACA